AUGAACUUUCACACGGAAGGUUGCGGCAGUCGCUCUCCGCCGGCUGUUAUUCAAUUGGGAACGAAACGAUUGGAAAAUAACUACCGCUCGGACCCGGAGCCGGCCAUCUCGCCCCCGACGACACAAUCAUAUAACAUACAGUGGGUAUGUUUCACGUUCUCUGUGUUCUGGAUCGUGUACUCUAUAAACAGCGUCAGACACAUCUCGUUACUGCGAGUGAGUGCGGUGCCGGAGCGCCGCCGUGGACAGGAAUGCGUGCGGCCGGUUCGCUCUGUCCUAUUACAUCUUUACUGGUCGGCCAAUAAAAAUUCUGAGGGCGUCAUGUCGUCUCCCGGGGUCCACCUCUCCGUGCUGCUGGUGUCCAUCAACCUGGCAUUAAGUACCGCAGGUCCUCUACCAAAUGUGACGAUGGUUGAUAUUGGACUAAAACAAGGGAGCUGCGCCGUCGGGGACGUGGUGUACAUGUCGGGCGACUCGUUCCCCGGGUCCAGCGCCUGUGAGCGCUGCGCCUGUACUGCUGGGGAGGUGGCUUGUGAGAAGCAGCGCUGUGAACCUCGACCUGGCUGUAAAGCUGUCCAUCGCCCCGACCACUGUUGUCCGACCUAUCAGUGUGAAUGCGAACAAGAAGGCCGCAUCUACGGGAACGGAGAGAAGCUGGUGGACCCUCACGACCCGUGCCGCGUGUGUUACUGUCAGGGUGGGGAGGUGGUGUGUCGAAGGAUAGCCUGCUUCCUCCGGGACGACUGUCGCCCGCGGCUCGUGCCUGGCCGCUGCUGCCCCGAGUAUGACAACUGUCCGCUCAGAGGUGUAACAUCUUUACCUGGUAUGGCUUCAACGUCAAGUGUGUCAUCUGUGGAGGAUGCUGAGAGUAGCGUGGCACCAGCUGAACCCGUGGAACCUCCAAAGCCUGUCAUCACUAUAAAGGAAAUCACACCCGUCUCUGAAAUUCCUGUAACAGAUGUAAAAAUUAAAGAAAUUUUACCUUCUCCUGGCAUCGAAGAAGUAGAAGUAUAUACAUCUCCGAAAUCUCAACUGAUAGCUCGGGAGGCGACCUCUGAGAAAAAUAUUAAUGACACAGAAUCAGGUGCAAAACAAGAGUCAGCCGAUACAAAAGAGGUCAUGUCUUCUGCUUCACUAUCGUCUAAGAUUCCUGCUAACUAUAAUCCAGUGAAUUCCGAAAAUCCAAAUGACGGGACUCCUACAAAGAUCAGUGUGUCAACCGUCGACACUAAUAAUGAAGAUUUUUCAUUGUCUAAAAUAUCAAAUGUAAUGGCGAUGAUGGGAUCUCCUUCCGAGCCAGACUCUCACGUAUCAUCUUUAACUACUAAAGCACCUGUAAUGGAAGAAGAAGAUUUAUCUUUUCUCGAUCACAAUCCCGCCUUCCCGCCUAUACCUGAUGAUUUAUCAGUAUUAACUAAUCACGAUGACGAAAUAUUACCAGAACAAAACUUGGAUAUUGAGCACUUAGCAAUGGAUCAUGAGGUGAAUAAUGUUGCAUCUCCCGUUGUAACUGAGGCACCGAUCUUCAAAGAAGCUACCACACUAACUCUCGUCUCUAGUGCAGCUGUAGUGACGAAGGAGAAUUCGCUGGAAAGUAUUGAAACCAGCACACAUAGAUUAAUCGAUAAUACACCAUCACCAAUCAUAAAAGAUAAUCCUAUGUUAAAUAUGCGAUCUGUAAUCCCGACAGAAAUUUUAAACGCCCCUUCUUUAAUAUCGGACGAGGGAACUGGAGAAUUGUUAGAUGUUACAGAAAAUCCUGCAGUGUUAUCUUCUACUAGCGAAAAUUUUAAUUCAACAGAAUAUUUUCUCAGUACCUCUGAAGAAAAUAAAGAACCUGCUACAUACACAAAUAUGUCAUAUGCGGAAGAAAAUGUUACAUCCUCAAACCCCGAAGAAUAUGAGGAUAGUCUAAGUAGCAGUGAAGCCGUUACUCCUAAAGUAGACCAAGGAUUUACAGAAUCUUUAAUGACAAGUAAUGGAAAGUUUUCGGACGAGACGACGAAUUCUUUAUACAAAUCCACUGACAUUAUUUCUCAAACCGAGUUUAGUUCUAUUCCUAUAGAAACCAGUGACCAGAACCCGCAUGAAACUAUAGAAAAGGAAGGAAACGAUACGAUGGACUCUACUGUGAACUCUUUAGAAUUAACGUCUUUGCAAUCAAUUCUUAAUGAGUCUGAGAUUGAUACCGUAUCGAGAAAUAUACCAAUAGAAUUAAAAGACCAAUCUUUUGAAAAUUCAGAAACUACAGAAUUCAUACUCACGUCUUUUGGAUCCCAGGAAACUACUACGGAUCCCGUUGAGUUAAUAAAUCCGGUUUCUGAUGGUGACAGAAACUCAGCUUUGAUCGAUCCAUCAGGUGGACGGAAAAGAAAUGUUCUCACGGAUCUGAUUAAUUUAGUUGGUGACGUAGCUUCGAUAAGUGAUCACACAGAGGAACCUGACCUCGAGCGACAGACAUUGAAACCUACAACCAUCUCAGAUUCCGAGGAAUUGAUUCCAGUCAAUGUAGCGUCAAGCUACAAGAGCAAAAAUAAAAAUUGGAAUCAGAACUCCAUAACUGAGGUGCCGUUCAAAACUAAAGUUUCCAAACACAAAGUUGUUGAAAUAGAGGGUGAGGACGCCGACACCAUAACGGACUCUCCUCCGCCAUAUGAUAAAGUGGAACCAACGACUCGCCGGACCCUCAUCGAUAACGUGUCAGAUGACAAAGUUGAAAACAAAACCGAAAUAACGGGUAAAAAAGAUAUAGAGAUUAUAACUCAGUCAUACGUACCGACCAUACAGAGGAGACCCACCAAGGUCGUCUUGAAGAACGACGAAUUCUCCGCCGAGGACGACGGAACCACGGCCGAACCUGCCUUGGUUAAAGAUAUAGACGAGAACAAUACUUCAACAGAGGCUGAGACCUCUACAGAGGUCCACUUCAUGGGGUCCGAGUCCUCGGAAGGAUCCACAGCCGAGCCGAGCGUCGCGCAGUAA
Danaus chrysippus (African queen) is the source of this 2982-nucleotide messenger RNA. The record is from the annotation of a GenBank genome assembly. NCBI's taxonomy places the organism in Eukaryota, Metazoa, Arthropoda, Insecta, Lepidoptera, Nymphalidae.